Messenger RNA from Anopheles arabiensis, 6732 nucleotides. Its product is annotated as dynein intermediate chain CFAP94, axonemal. The transcript is spliced from 10 exons. Bases 3559 to 6678 code for a protein of 1039 amino acids. The record is from RefSeq and is a predicted model, not a curated record. Gene Ontology annotation, molecular function: beta-tubulin binding; microtubule binding. Lineage: Eukaryota; Metazoa; Arthropoda; Insecta; Diptera; Culicidae.
UAAAAUAACAAAACACGACGACUCCUAAUAGCGUUGGAAAAGGGGUCGUAAAAAUAAAUAAACCACACGGUGCGCGAUCUGUGUGACACGCUAACGAUCGUACAUGCGAUCGCGGUGCCAAUGCUAAUGGGUGCCUAAAAAACCAACAGUCGGUGGAGAGUGGUCGGUGGAUAAUCAUUUGCAUGCGACAAUCUUCUGCUGGGCGAGGGAUCCAUAAAUGUUGACGAUAAGGCGCUGGCCGUUUUUCCUGAGGCUCCAGAAAGCUCCAGCAGAUGCUUUCAUCCCCAUCUGGAGAUUGUGUUUUAUCUGCACAUCGUGUUAGAGAUUCUGUGAACACUGUGCACCUAAUGAUCUUUUUUUGUGACAAAGGUUAAAGAUUAAUUGAAGUAAGAGGCAUGUAAUUUAAUGAUUGAGAAACUAUUUUGAGCGUGCGUUUCUUUUUUUUAGAUUUUGGUGGCGCCUCUUGAGGUGCAAAUUGAUUGUGGGGAAAACCUUCAGAAACUAUUCAGCAACCUGUCUGGGACUACUCUCUAAGCCUUUGAUGUGUGUGCUGCUGUGGAGGUUUGGAAAGGUGCUGCAAUAACAAACGGCAUUCAGCUAGCGCCAGCGGAACAUAUGCAAAUUUGCUCGUAAAUCAAGUAGCAGCAGCAGAAAAAAUACACAACGUUGAGGCAAAGUCGUAGCACGACAGAGAGGGACAGCAAGAGAGAUCAGGUGGGAAUUAACUGCAUGUUUGGACAACGGCUCCAUUAGGAAGAAGUCGGGUAUCGGUCGUUCGGGGAGUCUCAUGGCGACAUGGCGAAAGAAAGGCAUUGGAAUGUCCGGUAGAGUAGCUUGAGCUUCGGCCCCAAGAUUACCCCAGAGGCCACUGGCAGAGCUGGCGCCUUCGCGCUGUGUGCAGAGGAAGUAUGAAAAAAGCACAAAAAAAAACAGAACAGAUUGGGAGUGUAACCAUGCAUCCAUGCCUUGUGAGUGGCAAGAAAUUGGCCACAAACACACAUAAGCGUAAACAAUCGAUGUGACUGUUUGCGUUACGAUUUUUGCGAAAAUGUAGCAGCAGGGGGAAAGGAAACAAACACCCCACCGCCCCGACGCUCCGACGGUGUCUCGAGUGCGAAAUGUUCCGGGAUUACCGAACGGCGUGUGCACAAAUCAUCUUGCGCGCCGUGAUCGUGAACAGGCGCGUGGAAGGGUUUGGAGCAUGCUGGGAUGCUGCCGACGAUCGGACGGGCUGAUCUGUUUAAUGUAGUUCGUUGUAAGGGGGUAAGAAAAAAAGGGCGAGUUUAUUGGCAAGUAGUGCUGCAUUUCCCUUCCCCCGUUCGGAUCAGACUGUCCUUCCCUGUCGACAGUUUGACAACCCUAUUCGCGCGAAGGUGGAGGGUGGAACAGUGGUGCAGGGGGCGCCAGCCACCCGGCGCAUCGCGCGAUGCCGUGGCUGAGAGCUGAAUGCUCUCGUAAAACAAGCAAAUUGAUUCUUAUUAUUAUUACCCGACCCGGCAAUUAAAAACAUUAUCCGGAGCUUGUAAAACAAACAAUCUCGUCGUCGUCGUGGUCGUCGUCGCCGCCACCGAUUCGAUCCGAGGGGAAUGAAACGGACCAGCGCGGAGCGCUAAUCCUGCGUAAUGUCUUGCUGCCUUCAAUUCGCGAAUGUCGUGGGCUAAACUGCAAAUGUGCGCUGAACGGCCAGUGAAAGGUCGCUGCGGUUGAGAGAUUUCCAGCGUGUCGACGUACUUAACGGGUUGGGGGGAAGCGUGGUUGUUGGUUGAUUUUUUUUUACACCGUUUCGACUAUAAUAAACGAGGUGCCUACACUGAAAGGGCGUGAUCGAAGGCGUUCUUUGUUAGUUUAAUGGGCGCCAAAUGGGCGCGCGGGAGAGAGACGUACACGAACGGGGGAUUGAAAAUUGAAGGGUUAGUAAUUAGCAUAUUCAUGUGUAUUUAAAAUACAUUUAUGAAAGCAAUCGAUAAUUAAUGGAUAUGGAGGGGGUGGGAGGGGGAUCUAUAAAUGUACUUGCAAAUAGGAAUGGAUGGUUUUGAUGUAGUUAAUUCCAAUGUAUGGCUUCAAACUGAAUGGGUGAUAAAUAUAAGUUAUCGAUUGAAAUUGAUUAUUAAAAUGCAUCACUUUGUAUCACUUUUACCAAUCACUUUGGUUGCAGUCCAGCAAUGCUAUACGAAUCCAAUAAGAAGCGAAAAUAGUGCAAUAAUUUAAUCUUUUCUUAUCGGAAAUCUUCAACUGCACACGAAUUGUAAGAAUACGGCGAUAAUCAACACGUAACUGUCGCCAAACUUUUCCUGGAUGUUACUUCAAGUGUGAAAAGAUAGAGUGUGUUUUAGGCCUAAAAAGUUAUCGUCCUUUCGCUCUGAAUGCUGAUAAAAUACUGGUUGGUUGUGUGCCUUUCCCAUCCAUACCAGGAUUGGGUUGAUUUAUUAAACAUUUACUUACGCUUCGUCGUAAAGCUGUAACAUUGUACAUUAUGUGCCUUCCGUACCCUCGCGUUUUUUUUUAUAUUUCUGCUCGAACCCUUCGUCCAAUUCCGAGCCAACAAGAUACUUGGAAGAUAAUUUGAUUUGUUUUCUUUUAUUUCCUCCCCCGACCGAAAGGGGGUUGGGGAAGGUUUUACGAUGUUCUCUUCCAGUCUACGCAGGUUUUACAAGAACACGCAGUUAGAACUAAAAAAACACAUAAAUGCAACAUCUUCUCUCUCUCUCUCUCUCACUGUCCCACGUGGGAUAGACGGUGGGAAUACGUAGCACAUGUUUAGGGUUAUUGACUUUCUACCCAUGUUUCUGAAAAACGACCACUUUAUUAGCGGAACACAGUGAACAGGAAUAAAAUUACUCUUUCCCAGUCCAGUAGCACCGCGCCGUGCCUUUUUCCCGUAUCUUGCGACCGUUUAAUGGAAUGGAAAAGCGCAUACUAUAUUUACUGGCGUUGCCAUGGCAGAUCGAUUUGCUUCGACUCGAUGCGCGAUACCGAAUGGGUUCGAUUAAUAAACCACCAGCACAACCACCGCCCGUGUGUGCGGGCACCUUGGCGCUUCCAGCGGUUGCCCCGGUGACGGAAAAACAGACUGGACAAACCGCGGAAGGUGCGCGGUUUAGUUUGUUUACUCGCUGUGCGGUGGUGGUUGUUGGCAGAGGCUUUCAAUUUUCCAAUUCCAGGUGAGGUGGAAAUCGUCCGCCGUUGUCUCAUUAAUCCUUGCACAGGAGGGGCAUGCAGAGUGGAGGAAAUUUGCAUGGCCACGAAUGUGAAUGUGUGUCGUUCGGGUCGUGUGGGCGGGUCGUGCGGGGACCCGCUGAGUGUCAGUGUCAGUGAGCUUGCAUGAUUAGCUUGUGCCCGCUAUUGUCUCGGUGGUGUGGCGGUGGCGCCUGUCAAGCCACCAGCAGCAGCAGUGAAAGCAGACGAACCAGUAUAUAACAUUCCAGCCCCAUCCUAUAGGAAAGAGUGUGACAGGAGGGUCUGCUCUACUUGCAUCUACCCCCCCGGGCAGGAGCCGGGAAGCCUCGAUAGGACAUCGAAUGCAACCGCGAUUUAGUUCACUCCUAGCACAUCACAGCGAUGAGUCCCAAGAAGAAAAUGUCGAAGAAAGAACGUGCACGGCUAGAGGCCGAACAGGCCGAACAUCACCGGAUGGAGCUGGAAAAGGAGCGCCAGCGCAAGGUGGAGGAAGAAAAGAUGCGUAAGGUGCGUGAGAAGGAGGAGGCCGAGCGCAAGCAGGUACAGGAGAUAGUGGCCAACAAGCUGCGCAAGGUGCAGCUGGAGGAAAGCUACACCUAUCUGGCCAGCAUUCGGGAGGAGGUGCGAAAAGUGUUGGCCGAUGCGAAGAAGGAACGAGAGUGGGAGCAGUAUAUGCGUUGCAACGGGUUACCCAACGCUUUCGAUCCGGCCGAUCUGCGGAAAUAUCUGCACAUCUGGUGCGAGAACAUCCGGGACACUAACGAGGCGGAGCGCAAUUGGUUGCUGCAGACGAACGAGCAGAGCAUCCUGACGCAGAACGUGAACGUUGCGAACCUGUCGAUGGAGAGUCUCAAGCUGCAACAGCCCCAGAUCGGCAACACCUAUGCGGCCAAAGCGGUGGAAGUGUUGGGCAUACUGGAGGAAAUCGAUGAGGCACUGCACGACUCGGACGUUCGUCCCUCCAUGGUGGAAGAUUUGAAUGAGUUAAAGAUGGAGUUUCGUAACGUUCUGGCCGAUUACAUCGACGAGUUUGCGUACAAGAUCUUGAGCAACAUCAAUCGAGACAUGGAGCUGAACGGGUUGCUGGAAGUGUCGCACAAGUUCGAAUCGCCAGUGUUCAAAACGCAUCUGUUUGGGCUGCGCGACAUGCCAACACCACAGCUCAAUCCCAAAGAGCGAGCCAAAGAGGACAGUAAACAUACGAGCAUUGAUUUUCCGAGUCUUGGUUUUCAUCUGACACUGCCGGCGGCUGUCAAGUGCCACAAGGCAGCGAUCCGGGGACUUUGGAUCAGCUACGAUCACUGUAGUGACUACUGCCCUAGCUACGAUAUGCCUUACAAGCAGGAGAACUUAGCCGAUUUACGCAUAAUAAGUCGCAUUGAGUGGAAGAAGCGUAAGGAAAUACUGAAAGCUGUCUACGAAGAGCCCAAAGAGAAGAAGACCGACUCGGACGAGGACGACCAGACACCGCAGGACAUUGAUGUGGACAAAAUCUACACGGAGCACGCUGACGAGCUGAUGAAGAAGGAACGCACGAAGAAGGGCGCCAAAACGCUAAAUUUGAGUGAAUAUGACGUGAACAUGCGUAGUCACCGGAUUGUGGCCGGUGUGUACGCCAUCGACUAUCUCGAGCAACCGAUGCAGGAUGUGAAGAUCGCAAAGAAGACACUGCUCCGAACAGUGCCUCAACCGGGUAAACUAAAGCGCAAAAAGUUCUACCAACCCUACCGACCACCGCCAACACCGCAACCGGGCGUUCGACGACUUCCGGAAGAAAUCGAGGCGGAAAUCAAACAGAUGGAGGAAAACCUAGACAAACUCGCGCUGGUCUCGGUGCAGCUGCCCGAGAAUGUGUUCUGGUUCGAGCCACCGAUCGUCUGCCGCUGGGAGCUGAAGGAAGAAACGCUCGAAUCGGAUCCAAACUUCGCCAAGUACCUGGAUCGACUGGAGAAGGCCCAGCAAGCAGCCAGGGAGCGCAACGAACGCUCCAACCUCGACCGGCGCACCAAGUACGUGGAAGACUUCAACAUCCUGGACGUACCGCAGCACAUCCCGCUCCGGGCGAUUGUGACCGACUUCGUCAUACCCAAGCUGCCGGACAGCUGCAGCAUCAAGAUCUCGGUGGCGGAAGACAAGCGGCGCGCGGCACAGCCGACCGCCGCCGCCGGCAGUGGUGGUGGGAAGCGAUCGUCCAAACAGAAGCGCCGUCUGCACAAGAUGCCGUCGAACGUUUCGCUCGGCAGCAUCGUGUAUGAGACGAAGAUACCGGACUUUCUGUACGCGACGCGCAACCCGCUGCGCAUACUGAAGGUGCUGGAUCGGCGCAACCGCCAGUGCUAUCCGUACGCGGGCACGUCGGACAGCGACGAUCUGGACGAUUACGACGAGUCGGACAACGAUGUGGUGCAGAACCGCAGCACGAAGCGGAAGGUGUACAUGUUUUCCAGCUUUAUGAAGGAUUUGGACGAGCUGCUGGAGUCGAAAUCGCCCAAGCUGCAGGCAAAGCUGGAGCAGGAGCUCGGUGCGGGUGGGCCGACGGGUGGACCGGGCAAGCAGUCGUUGCAGGUGGCUCGUUCCGAUGAACCGCGCACCGUCCGUGGGGAGAAGGGCGAGAAGGGCAAGAAGCCGGCCAAGAGCAAAUUCGACUCGGACGAUGAGGACGUCGAUUAUGGCAACAUUCUGGAGGUGGGCAACUACAGCAUGGUGGAGAACGACAAGCGCUACAUUGGCAAGUGGUCCACCCGGGACGUGCACGACGUGAAGUUCAACGAGGACAAGCUUACGAUCCAGUUCCGCGUGGGACGGCUCGGUUCGUUUGCAUUUGCCGCGAAUCGGUACAGCAACGUACCGUACCAGUCCUGGGAGCUGAAGCCAGACAUAAAGAACCCCGGUACGGUCACCUUCUCGCUCACCGCAUCGGUAGUUAGCACGGAGAUGACCAUCACGGAAGCCGGUUUCCGUGUCAACUCCCUGCAGGGCGGACCUACCCAAGCGUUGCAGGAAAUUCUCGGCCUCACCAUGUCACUGCGCAAGCUCAUCAAAACGCUCCGGCUGGCGGCAGUCGAUCUGUUCCCGGAGGAUGACGCGUUCAACUAUACCGAGGGAACGUGCGAGAAGAACCCGAUCAUGGAGUCGCACCUGUACGAUUGCAUUGGGUUGCUAGCGCUGACGCACAACUUCUCCUGGUCGCGCUGGAACCUGCUGUCCGGCUGUCGGAUGUGUGUGUUGCUGAUGCGCGAAAUCGUCGAACAUCGGCGACUGCCGAACCACUCGACGCUGCUCGUCACCCCGCUGAAGGCGUCCGUGAUCGAUACGGUAGAAGUGUCGCCGGUUUUCAAUCCGAAUCCAGUCGAGGGGAUGAAUCAUUAUGCCGAUCUUUAUCAUCUGGGGCGCGAUCAGUCGCAACCGUCCUCCAGGAUCAAGCAGGAGAAGAUGAGCCCGAUACUGCGCGAGAAUGUGACCCAGCUGCUCAAGUCCGUCCGACCACUCAGCUUCUCCUAGUGGUGCUGCAAUUUAUUUACUAUUAAGAGCAAUAAAGUUGGCUAUUUCGAUCUU